ACAGCGGCCGCAGUGCCUGUGAGCCUUUCUGGAGCAGAAGUUCUCCUCACAGAGAGAGAGAGAGCAGCAGACAGCGGGCACCAUGGAGCCCCCCUCAGGCCCUGCCCGCAGACGGUGCGCCCCCUGCAACAGGCUCCUGCUGGCAGCCUCACUCUUAACUUUCUGGCCCCCGCCCACCACUACCCAGCUCACUAUUGAAACGGUACCACCCCUUGCUGCAGAAGGAUCCAAUGUCCUGCUACUUGCCCACAACGUAACAGAGAAAACUCUAUGCUAUUUCUGGUACAGAGGAGAAAGGGUAGAAACCAUCCAGCUAAUUGCAUCACACGGAGUAGCCACUAAUUUAAUUACCAAUGGGCCUGCACACAGUGGUCAGGAGACACUUUACCCCAAUGGAACCCUGCUGAUCCAGAACAUCACCCAGAAAGACACAGGAUCCUACACCCUGCUCAUUUUAAAGUUUGAUUUACAGACAGAAAGACAGACUGGACACCUCCACGUACACCACCCAGUGGCACGGCCCUCCCUCCAAGCCAGCAACACCACAGUCGCAGAACAUGAGGGUCCCGUGGUCCUGACCUGCCUCACAGAUGAGACUGGGGUCUCCAUACGCUGGUUCUUCGAAGGCCAGAGUCUCCUCCUCACAAGGGGGAUGACACUGUCCCUGGACAAUAGCACCCUCACCAUAGACCCCGUCAGCAGAAAAGACAAUGGGGAUUAUCAAUGUGAGGUCUCCAACAGGGGCAACUCCAGCAAAAGUGACCCCCUCAGGCUGCAUGUGAAAUAUAAGCCGACACCCGAAAGUUCCUCUGACCUCUCACCUGGUGCCAUUGUCGGCAUCGUGAUUGGAGGUGUGGCUGGGGUGGCUGCUCUGAUAGCAGCCCUGGUGUAUCUUCUGUACAUCAGAGAAACUAGAUGGGCAACUGACCAGCGCGAUCUCACAGAGCACAAAUCCUCAGAUCACAACCACAGUCAAGUCACUCUGACAAUUCACCUGAAAAGGUUAAUGAAGUUGAAUAUUCCUCCGUGAACUUCAAUGCCCAGGAAUUAAAAAAGGAAGCAACUUCAGCCUCCCCAUCUCCAACACACACAGAAACCAUUCAGAAGUGAAAAAAAACAGUAAUGGAACCUGUCCUGCUUGUUGCACUGUUGACUUAUUCCAAGCGUCUCACCCCCAUCCCCAGGGUAUCCCUCUGCCCUCAGGGAAAAUGAGGAGAGAGUCUUCCCCCAGCUCCUUCGACCCCUAAUGAGGCUCCUCCAGGCUGCCUGGUCACAGCCCCUUCCUUCAGUGUCAGUGGAUGAAAAGGCACAUCCACGAGGAGAUCUGUAGGAAACCAAAACUUCCUCGUCAUUGAAAUCUAGCAAAGCGGACCCUGGGAGAAAGUUGCCAGAACCUCUGCCUCUCCCCAUUUGCUGACCUAGACCAGUUGUAAACUUGUGUAUUCAGAACACAUUCAUUCCUUCCCACCUCAGUCCUAUUGGAGUCUAACAUGAAUUUGCCAUAACCUGGAGAAUGAUUUCUUAUCCACUGAAAUGCCUGUGCCAGAAAAGAAGAGCAAGGAGAAGGAAAACGAAGAGCUUCUGCACUCUGAAGCCCAGUGUGAAUCCACCAUUCACAGGAAGACACAUACAUGACCAGCUCUGAGCUGGGAAGUUCUACACCUUUGUCCGCUUUCAGGGUUGUCUACCUGCAGGAUCAGGGACUAAACAACUUACUACUUAGCUAGAAUACCAUCUAAACCUUUGAAAGCAUGCCUUCAGAGAACCCACUAGAAGCAACUUGAAAACAACUUCUCAGCAUUCAUAAGUGUAUCUUGAUGGAAACUGCAAAAACAAACAAACAAAAAAACCGCACAUACUGUUUUAAUAAUACUGUGGGCUUUAUUCAAGGCAAUGCCCGGAGACUGAGGGGUCAUCAGUUUAUGGGGCAGUCAGCUCUUACCAGAUACAAUCUGCUGGGAUUGGGGAAAGGACUCAGAAAGUCACCCUGCAGAGAUUAUUUAAAUAAUGGUCAAAGAAUGUACAAUUUGGGGGUAUUGGUUGUUUUUUCCUUUCCUUCUGAGACAUUCUGCCACUUUAAUUUUUGUAACUGCUUGUUUAUGUGAAAGGGGUUCUGUUUAAUUUGCUGCAUAAGCCAAUCUGACCACUUCAGGGGGAAGAACCUACCAAAGCCCCUCAUGUCCCUCUGGCCAUGAGCUCCCUAAGCCUUUUGUGUCAGGGGCUCCGCACAGAAAAUAAGAAGUAGCAGUUAUCUACCUCCAUGGCCAGAAAUGGGUCUCACUCCGUUUCUAGGCAUCUCAGGCCAGUCAUCAACUGCCUUCUCUUCCGUGUUCCCGCCUGUGCCUGUUCUGUCUGUCUGCCCCGCUUACCUUCUCAGGAGCCUUCUUGAGAAGCAGGAGCGCCCUGAAGGGAACACGGCCCCUUGCGCUGUUAGUAUUGUUUACAGCCCAGGAGGCUGCACUGGUGCGCACGCUCCUUAGGACACAAGGUGCAGAUUAUGACUCAGCCCUGGGUUUCUUGAAGAGCCUCUGGAAUUCUUCUCCCAUGGGGUGCACGGGACCCAAUGUGUCGGCAGAGAAAGGGAGGAUGGGAGGAGGAGAGGUGCACCUGCUUCUCACCAGCCUUCUGCACAGACGGGGCCUCCUUGGGCUGCUGAGAGAAAGGCUUCAUUCCACCUUCUUGACGGACCUCCUGCUGUGUGGAACUGGCCCCCGAGAGGGGUGGCUGGGAGUGCUCUGUACUCAGGUACCUCUUUCAGGGUUUCCUCACCCUGAUACAGACUGUGUACACCUCCCCUCAUGCAAGCACUUCUGCAUAAUUUAAUUUUGCCUGGCUGAGGCCACUUCUGAAUGAUUUGUAAAAAUUGCUCUAUAUUUAUAAUAAAUAUUGUGUAUCAGAUAUCAA
Messenger RNA from Dama dama (fallow deer), 2904 nucleotides. RefSeq names its product carcinoembryonic antigen-related cell adhesion molecule 1-like. Bases 83 to 1030 code for a protein of 315 amino acids. NCBI's taxonomy places the organism in Eukaryota, Metazoa, Chordata, Mammalia, Artiodactyla, Cervidae. Gene Ontology annotation, molecular function: protein tyrosine kinase binding. Gene Ontology annotation, biological process: regulation of immune system process; signal transduction. Gene Ontology annotation, cellular component: cell surface; plasma membrane. The record is from RefSeq and is a predicted model, not a curated record. The transcript is spliced from 7 exons.